ACGUGACCAAGGGUUGCUAAAAACAGCUCCAUCACCCGCUCUGAAUCAGGGCCUGCAACAAUGUCCUCUAUAGAGAGGAACGUAAAGGACACUUGAUCUCACGGUCCUUGGAAUUGUUUCCAGGAAACACUUGGAGGAGCCCUUCGGGAGCACCAGUCCCCUGGCAGCGCGCUCAGGGACGGCCAGGAAAUGAGUGCUUCUUUGAAUUACAAGUCUUUCUCCAAAGAGCAGCAGACCAUGGAUAACUUGGAAAAGCAACUGAUCUGUCCCAUCUGCCUGGAGAUGUUCUCGAAGCCCGUCGUCAUUCUCCCCUGCCAGCACAACCUGUGUAGGAAAUGUGCCAGUGACGUCUUCCAGGCCUCUAACCCAUACUUACCCACACGAGGAGGCACCACUGUGGCAUCAGGGGGUCGAUUCCGCUGUCCCUCCUGCAGACACGAGGUGGUGUUAGACAGACAUGGGGUUUAUGGGCUUCAGAGGAACCUGCUCGUGGAAAACAUCAUUGAUAUCUACAAACAGGAAUCCACCAGGCCAGAAAAAAAGUCCGAGCAGCCCAUGUGUGAAGAGCAUGAGGAGGAACGCAUCAACAUCUACUGUCUGAACUGCGAGGUGCCCACCUGCUCCCUGUGCAAAGUGUUUGGCGCGCAUAAGGAUUGCCAGGUGGCUCCGCUUACCCACGUGUUCCAGAGGCAGAAGUCGGAACUCAGUGAUGGCAUCGCUGUACUUGUGGGAACCAACGAUCGAGUCCAGGGAGUGAUCAGCCAGCUGGAGGAUACCUGUAAAACUAUUGAGGAAUGCUGCAGGAAGCAGAAACAAGACCUGUGUGAGAAGUUUGAUUAUCUCUAUGGCAUCCUGGAGGAGAGGAAGACCGAAAUGACCCAAGCCAUCACCCGAACACAAGAGGAGAAACUGGAGCAUGUCAGAGCUCUUAUCAGAAAGUAUUCUGAUCACCUGGAGAACGUUUCAAAGCUUGUGGAGUCGGGGAUCCAGUUCAUGGAUGAGCCGGAAAUGGCGGUGUUUUUGCAGAAUGCCAAGACCCUGUUACAAAAGAUCUCGGAAGCAUCCAAGGCAUUUCAGAUGGAGAACGUAGAGCAAGGUUAUGAGAUCAUGAACCACUUCACCAUCAACCUCAAUAGAGAAGAAAAAAUUAUACGUGAAAUUGAUUUUUACAGAGAAGAGGAAGAUGAAGAGGAAGCAGGAGAAAUAGAAGAAGAAGGAGAAGGAGCAGAUGCAGCAGAAGGAGAAGAGGUAGAAAGUGUUCAAAUAGAGUCAUCAGGGGAAGAAGAAAGCCCGGAAAAAGCCUCAGAGCCCUCUCAGCUCUCCUCAGAACUCCAGGAUGCCCCUGGACCAGUCCUUGUGUCCUCUCCAGAACCGCCUUCAUCCGUGGCACCUGCUGCAGAUGUCAUGGUGACACAGGGGGAGGUGGUGCCCAUUGGCUCUCAGCAGACCACACAGUCUGAAACUCCAGGCCCUUCAGCAACGGAAACCACGGAUCCCUUGUUUUACCCUAGUUGGUAUAAAGGCCAAAACCGGAAAACCAUCUCCAACCCACCUUGCACUCCUGGGAGUGAAGGUCUGGGACUAAUAGGGCCUCCUGGUGCUGAGGAUUCCAGUGUGCAGUCAGCAGGAGUGGCAGAAGCCGCAGCCAAUGAGCAGGCAGCAGUGAGUGGUAAGGAAUCUAGUUCACCUGCAGCUACCUCUCAGAUUGGAUUUGAGGCCCCUUCUCCCCAGGGACAGGCAUCAGCCUCAGGGAGUGGCGGUGGGGUUGACUCUGAGCCAUCUCGACAUGUCUUCUCCUUCUCCUGGUUGAAUUCCCUGAAUGAAUGAUUUAUUCUGGCUGCUGCCCCCUGGCAGUCUGGGUGAGAUGCACACCAGGCUUUGGGGAACUUCCAUGAUGCAUAUGAAUGGGACCUCUGGACAGGAUUUCUGAGAGA
Molecule: messenger RNA, 1934 nt
Organism: Phodopus roborovskii (desert hamster)
Lineage: Eukaryota; Metazoa; Chordata; Mammalia; Rodentia; Cricetidae
Gene: Trim55
Product: tripartite motif containing 55
Exons: 10
Coding region: 190-1827 (545 amino acids)
Molecular function (GO): zinc ion binding
Source: RefSeq, a predicted model, not a curated record